This is a messenger RNA of Alnus glutinosa, 1313 nucleotides long. RefSeq lists its product as uncharacterized. Lineage: Eukaryota; Viridiplantae; Streptophyta; Magnoliopsida; Fagales; Betulaceae. The coding region runs from base 84 to 1061 and encodes 325 amino acids. Gene Ontology annotation, molecular function: protein binding. The transcript is spliced from 3 exons. The record is from RefSeq and is a predicted model, not a curated record.
CUCUCUACCUGCUAAAAAACUGAGGAGGUUUUGCUUCCUCCUUCUCUUUCUCAAUCUCUCUCUCUCUCUGAAACCAUAGGACCAUGCUUCUGAGAAGCUGCUCUGCACCAAUCUUGAACUCAUGGCUACCCCAGUACUGUCAGGAUUCGUCGCCAGAGGCUGAACCAGUUCUCCAGCUUUCAAGAACCAGAUCAGUUUCUUUGACGACAUCUUUCCAUCCUCAUCCUCCUGAUGAAUCGACAAAGAAGGCAACCCAAGCCUUGUCAGAAGCAGACUUUCUAACCCCACCAAAGCCCAACAAAACGAACCCCAUAUCUCUCUCCCAUAAAAAACAACCAAAAAUCACGGUCAAAGAAGAAGAAGAAGAAGAAGAAGAAGAAGAGCUAAAACCCAAUUCGGAGUUAUCAUCAUCUUCAAUUCGGAGACUUUUGUCAAGCUCUGGGUUGGGUGAGAGAGUUGUGGAUGACGAAGGAUAUGCUGUGGGGAAGAAUGAUUGUGUGUUACAGACUCUGGUGGGGGGUGGUGGAACUGGGAGUAUUGGUGGUGGUUGUGGUGGCAGAGGAUCAUAUGGUGGAGAUGGAAGUGAUAAUGGUGGGUCUGAGUCUUUUGAAGGUAAUAAUCAUGGGAGGGAUAACACCGAUACUUAUUACCAGAAAAUGAUUGAAGCAAAUCCUGGCAAUGCGCUUUUUCUUGGAAACUAUGCAAAGUUUUUAAAAGAGGUUCGUGGAGAUUUUGCUAAAGCAGAAGAGUAUUGUGGGAGGGCAAUUUUGGCUAAUCCAAGUGAUGGAAAUGUUUUAGCUCUCUAUGCUGAUUUGAUAUGGCAAACACAUAAGGAUGCAGAUCGUGCCGAGAGUUAUUAUGAUCAAGCUGUUAAAACUGCCCCAGACGAUUGUUAUGUCUUAGCUUCAUAUGCCCGAUUUCUUUGGGAUGCUGAAGAAGAAGAAGAAGAAGAAGAAGAAGAGGAUGAAGAGGAAAGGCAUGAAACUGAAUACAGCCAUGCUUCUACAUCAAAGUUGUUCCAAGGAGCUUCUCACCAUUCUCCUUUGACUGCAGCUUCUUAAGUCUCAACUCUUCAACAAACCGUCUCUGCCUCUGCUGUGAGAUAGCUCGAGUAACAUAGUAGCUAAGAAAUAACAUUUCUCCUUUUUUGUAACAUAGAGUGUCUACUGUGGGUGACUUUUUGUGUCGGUUUUGAUAUUUUUCCUAAAUUUAGGAAAUAAAACCUGGGCAUUUGUUGUGAAUGCUCUAAGAAGUGGGGAGCUGAUUGUAAAUUUAAUUAACUAUAUUAGUAAAGCAAUAAUAACUUUCUCAAA